This is a messenger RNA of Plasmodium adleri (nom. inval.), 3999 nucleotides long. Its product is annotated as rhoptry protein. The record is from RefSeq and is a predicted model, not a curated record. The transcript has a single exon. Lineage: Eukaryota; Apicomplexa; Aconoidasida; Haemosporida; Plasmodiidae. The coding region runs from base 1 to 3999 and encodes 1332 amino acids.
AUGUACGAUAUAUCUAGUGAACAACUUAAUAUACAAAAUAAGUUUUUAAAAAAUUUAGAUUUAUAUUGUAUAUUAAAAUUUAUUAUAACAAACAAUAUAGAAAUACACAAUGAAGAGAGUUACAAUAUUUUAAUAAAUAUAAUCAAAUCAAAUAAAAUAAUAACUCUAGAGGAAUCUAAAAGGAUCUUUUCAAAUAACAGGAAAUUAUUCAAGAAGCAUAUCUAUAACAAAAAUAAAAGUAGGUUAUAUCAAAUAAAAACCAAUAAUCUUAUUGAUAAUAAUCAUAUUGAUAAUAAUCAUAUUGAUAAUAAUAAUAUUGAUAAUAAUCAUAAUGAUAAAAAUAAUUAUAAUAUUGAUAAUAAUAAUAAUAUUCUUAAUAGUUGUAGUUCUAGUGAGAUACACACAAAGUGUACGAAUUUUUCUAAGGGUGAUAAAAAAAUUGAUGUUAAUAAAAAUUUAAAUCACAAUGAUAUAUAUACGAAUGAUUCCCUUUUUUCUAAAGAUCUAAACAAUAAAAUAUUAUUUGAGUUUUUUCAAUUUCCAAAAAAUAUUUAUGUGUCAGAAUAUAUUAAUCAUUUAUGUAAAGAAAAGUUAAUACACGAACCUUUAAAUAUAAAUUUGAGCCUCAUAAAAUUUGAUAAAAAGAAAAAGAAAAACAAAAAAAGAAAAACAUUUAAAAGGAAUAAUAUAGGAGAGUUGCAAAAAGGCAUAAAUAAAUAUAACAGUGAUUCAGGUAUAGGUUCCAAGACAAACAUAAAUGGAAAUAUAAAUGGAAAUAUAAAUGGAAAGAUAAAUGAAAAUAUAAAUGGAAAGAUAAAUGGAAAUAUAAAUGGAAAUAUAAAUAUAAAUAAAAAUAAAAAUACAAACCUUAAGAGGAAUAUAAGCACAAGCCAAAAUGCAAGUACAAACACUAAUACUAAUACAAACACUAAUACUAAUACAAACACUAAUAUUAAUACAAACACUAAUAUUAAUACAAACACUAAUACUAAUGGAAACACUAAUAUUAAUACAAACACUAAUGGAAACACCAAUAUAAUCGCAGAAACGUUCGAUAGAGAAGAACACAAAAAGUUUUAUAAAAUUUCCUCAAAAUGUUUUUCAAGAGUAUUAAAUGAAGAGGAUGAUCCAUUUCCAUAUAUUUAUUACAUUAAAGGUGUUUCAAAUGAUAAUAAAAAUGUUCAUAUAAAUUAUAAUAUAAAUAAUAAAAUGAAUAACAAUAUAUUUAAAAAUAAAAGUAGUAGUUUAGAUAAGAAUGUUAAGACCAGUUUAUUCAAUUCUAUAGAAAAAAAUAAAAAUGAUAUAUAUGCUCAAAAUAAUAGUAAUUCAGAUGAAGAUUCGAUAUAUAGCUAUUUUAGUGACAACACAAAUAUAGAUGAUAAUAAUAAAAUUGAUGAUGAUAUUGAUGAUAGGGUUGAUAAUAUAACUAAGGAUUAUAAUAAUAACAAUAAUAAUAAUAAUAAUAAUAAUAAUAAUAAGAAUUAUUACAAUAAUUAUAAUAAUUAUAAUAAUAAUUAUUAUUAUAAUAGUAGUAAUAGUAGUAAUAACAAAAUGAAUGAUUUUAAAAAUACUAAUAAUUAUAAUACAAGUAAUAAUAUUAAUAAUAGAAAUAAUAUCAUUUAUAACAAUAAUGAUAAUACAAUAUUUAAACAUAAAAAUUCAUUAUCUUGUUUAAAAUUAUCAAUGUAUAAUUAUAAAGUAUUUAAAAAUGAUAUAACACUUAAUAGUACUCAUAAUAUUUUUAGUUAUGCUCUAACCUUUAAACAUUUUUAUGAUAUACAUAAUGUCUUAAAUAGAGAUCCUAAUGGAUUAAGAAAAAUAAAAAUCAUAUUAAAAAAAGAUAUUGGAACUAUUAGUAUAUCCCCUUUUUAUAUUAAUUUUGAUUCUAUACGUAUUUUUGAUAAUGUUUGUAAAACAUUUAAUAUUAUGGAUUAUAAUUAUAAAAAACAAGAUAUCUAUAAUUUUAUGAAUCUCUGUUCAACAAACAGGGAAUCAUUAUAUAUGCUCAAAAAUAUUUUCUUAAAAGAUUUAUAUAAACAACAAAAGAUUUAUCAAAAUGAUAAUAAUAACAAGAAAAAAACUUAUAGAAAAAGAAAUGCUUUAAGAAAAAAAAAAAAAAAAAAAGAAAAUAUUCUAGAAAUUUUGGAUGAAGAAAAAAGAAUUAAUGUUCUAUAUUUUAUUAAUCGUUUUUUAUAUUCAAAUAAAACACCAUUAUCAUAUUUAUUUAGAAAUUAUACAACCGAAAUGGUUAAUGAAAAAAUAAAUAUAAAGCAAAAUAAUGAAGAAUCUCAUAAAAUUUUAUAUUCAAAUGAAGUUGAUAAAGUCAAUAAAGUGGACAAGGUAGAUGAAUUCGUUUUAUAUUCAGACGAAUUAAGUAUUGAUUAUUUUCUUUUCCUUAUGAUUUUUGAAAAGAAAAUUGAAUUAAGCUUUUCAAAUUAUUUAAUAAAAAAGAUAAACGCAUGUAAAAAGUUUAAAUGUGAUGAUAAUACAGAUAACUUCAAGCAGGUAUCAGAAGAUGUAUUUGUUGAUGUAUAUGAUAAUAUAUCUGAAAAGAUAACUUGUGAUUUAUCUGAAAAGAUAACUGGUGAUAUAUCUGAAAAGAUAACGUGUGAUAUAUCUGAAAAGAUAACGUGUGAUAUAUCUGAAAAGAUAACGUGUGAUAUAUCUGAAAAGAUAACGUGUGAUAUAUCUGAAAAUAUACCUUGUGAUGUGUCUGCUAGAGGAUCAGCCUAUUUUGAGGAAGAAUCUACUAAGGAUGAUAUAAUGUUGAACGAGAAACAAAUAGAAGACAGAAGUGAUAGUAAUAAUAGAGACAAUGAACAGAUAGAUGAAAAUAAAAGUGAUACUAUAAAGAAUGAAGAAUAUAUUGUUUCUAAUGUAUAUAUGGAUAAAAAUUCUAUAGAUAUAAAUAAUAAAAAAAAUACAAAUAUUUGUAUCAAUACAAGUAACAUACAAAAUAAUAAUAAUAUAACUUACAAUAAUGAUGAUGAUUCAAAUAAUUUGGAAAAUAAAAUAUCAAGAAAAGAAGAAAACAAAUGCAUAGAUAUAUAUGACAACAAAAACAAAUUGGAUAAUAAACAAAAUUCUUGUGAUGUAAGUCCAUCAAAAAAAAAAAUAUCGAACAUAAAACAUAAUUACAUAACAGAAAAAAAAAAAAAUUGUAAUAAUAAGGAAAAUAACACUAUAAUCAGUAAACAAACAUAUCUAAUACAAAAUGUAAAUAUUGAUAAUGAAAAAAAUAACGGCACAAAUAAUAAUAAUAGUAAUAAUAAUAAUAGAGAUAUUAAACAUAAUAAAGAGAUUAAACAUAAUAUAGAUAUUAAACGUAAUAAUAUUGAAGUAGAAAGCUCCGAUUCUUUAUGCACUUCAAGUUCAGAAGAUGAUUACAAUCAAAGAAGUGAUAAAAUAAAAAAAAUAAAAAAAAAAUCAGAUAUAGAAAAUGAAAUUAUUUUAUUAAAAAAUAUUAGACCUUUUCCAACUAUUUAUUGGUUAAUAAAUAAAAAUAUAUGUGGAUAUAUAUCUCAUUUGGAAAAAAUAAAUAUUAUAAAAAAUAUUGAAGAUUUUAUAAAUCAUCCAGGAGAAGAAUUUAAAUUAUUAAGAUAUUAUUUAAUAUAUGAUCAUUUAAAAUAUAUAGUUAUACGUUUAAGACAUAUACAUAAAAAAAUACUUAUCUUUUUUUAUAACUAUUUUUUAAACAGUGAAUAUUUUAUAUCGCAACAUAAACAUAAUAAUCAUAUAUCAAAUAGUGAUCAAUAUAAAAAUAAUCCAUUCACACAAAUAUUUGAAAUCACUCCUAUCAUACAAUUAUAUUUUAAAAAAUAUCCUACAGAUUCUAAUACUAUAUGUGAAAUAUUAAGAAAAAUUAAUACACUUAGAAUUAAAGGUAUAGGAGGUAUCUCAAACUUUCUAACCUUGAAAUGUAUACACUUAUAUUUUGCAUCUCAUUUAUCUUACCCCAAUACAGUUGGUUAUAUAAUUGAGGAAUAUUUUAAGUCAUAA